AAGGAGUUAGAAAUCACACCUCUGUGGCUAUGUUUGGUCUCCUGGGACUGUCUGAUGAAAAAGAGAAGAGUUUGCCACUGCUGAAUAGCUGAGCUUGUGCAGUGUUGCCUUGAGGGAGAGGUGCUGGGAGGACCAAGCCAAUGAUUGGGAGAGGAAAUAUUACAGACAUCACCCAUUUCAUCCUCUUGGGAUUCUCAGAUUUCCCCAGAAUCAUAGCGGUGCUCUUUGUUGUCUUCCUGUUGAUCUACAUUAUGACUCUGACGUGGAACCUGAGCCUCAUCACCUUAAUAAGGAUAGAUUCCCACCUCCACACGCCCAUGUACUUCUUCCUCAGUAAUCUGUCCUUCAUGGAUAUUUGCUAUGUGACCUCCACAGUCCCCAAGAUGCUCUCCAACUUCUUCCAGGAGCAGCAAACUAUCACCCUUACAGGUUGUGCUAUUCAGUACUUCGUCUUUUCAACCACGGGACUGAGUGAGUCUUGUCUGAUGACAGCCAUGGCUUAUGACCGAUAUGCUGCCAUUUGUAAUCCACUUCUCUAUUCAUCCAUCAUGUCACCCACCCUCUGUGUUCAGAUGGUGCUGGGGUCCUAUAUGGCUGGACUCUCUGCUUCUAUAUCCCAAUUGUGUGCCAUGUUUCAGCUCCACUUCUGUGGGCCUGAUGUCAUCAACCACUUCUUCUGUGACAUGCCCCAACUGUUAGUUCUGUCCUGCACUGACACUUUCUUUGUACAACUCAUGACUGCUAUAUUAACAAUGAUUUUUGGGAUAAUAAAUGUCUCAAUCAUCAUGGUAUCCUAUGGCUAUAUUGUCAUCUCCAUUAUGAAGAUCACUUUAGCUAAAGGCAGGUCUAAGGCUUUCAACACCUGUGCUUCUCACCUGACCACAGUGACCCUCUUUUAUACCUCAGGUAUGUUUGUCUAUUUGAGUUCCAGCUCUGGCAGUUCCUCCAGCUUUGACAGAUUUGCAUCGGUCUUCUACACUGUGGUGAUUCCCAUGUUGAAUCCCUUGAUUUACAGUCUGAGGAAUAAGGAAAUCAAAGAUGCCUUGAAGAGGUUGCAAAAGAAGAUAAAGUAUUGCUGAGGUCACAGAUUAUGAGAUUUCUGAGAUUUGUCUUGUCAAAAUCACCUCAACUGAUGAUAAUAUGCAUGAGUGGACUAUAACAAAAUUCGUACUGACUUUGGACAAAGAAGGCUUAAUUUGACACAGAUAAUAUGUCAAAAUGGACCAACAAUUGACUCACUGCCACACAAACACUACAUCUUUAAGUCCUGGAGUUUCAUUACUUUCACCUUGUGAAAAGUGGCCUCAUCAUUUAUUAAUCUAUCUGCAAGUAUUUGUGAAACAUCAAGGUUUAGAAACGUCUUUCUUUUCUUUGCUUCUAAGAUAAAGCCUUGUUUAAUCUCAAGCCUAAAGAAGAGAUACCUGACAGUGGCCCAUGGGAAUAUAGCAACCUUGUCUCCGAAAUAUUUUGAUGCAGCAUAGUCCAGACAUGGUGGUGACCAAUGUUUGUUCUGUGUUUCUGACUAGAAUGGGAACGAACAGAGAAACAAGAUUCUGUCUUUGGACAGAAAGAAAGCUAUGCAAUUGGCCUGGUUGUGCAUCCUGGGAAGACCAGUCUGUGAUAGCUAAUGUUUGUCUAAGGCUUCUUUCAAUGCUAAUCAUCUAAUAAGUUUUUGGUUACAUCCUAGUCUCCACCAGCUGUAGUCUAAGGAAAGAGGAGGUGAUUUGAAUCAUAAAGAGGAAUAAAAUGAUGUAUGUGAUCCCUUCCUUGUCAUUUACUUAUGAAUCUGAUGAUUUAAUUUCUUAUGUCUAAUGGCCAGUGAUGAUGUUCAAAAUCCAUGUCACACUCAAUAGAAAUUUUUGAUACUGUGGGACUCAAACCUCCCUUUCUCCCCCAUUAAAUCUAGAAAAUUUACCCUUGGUUGACAUAUCCAAUGAGAUCAUACUACCAAAAUUGUUUCUGAUAUUUUAAACAUCUGUUCAAGUUUGGUGUGAGGAGACUUGUGUGAGAAGUUAUUGUAAUAAUAGAAUCACUGAAUAUUCAAUAUUUCAGAGACUAAGAAUGUGAAAAACUGGUAUACAUUUUUUCUAUUAUCGAUAUUCAAUGUUUUAUGUCCUAGAGAUUUAUGGUUGUAUGGAGGAUAUAAUGGUUGGAGUAGAAUUAAUAGAGUUACUUUAAUGCUGAUAUUUUUCAGGUAGCCUUGAGGACCAGAAGAGGAAAUAGAAAAUGAGAUAGGCAGAGUUAAGAACUCUGCCCAGUUAUCACUACUUGAAGGAGAAAAUAAGCUUUGUGGCUCUAGCGGUCUGGUUAAAAAGGGGAACAAGAUGUGUAACAACAUUGAUGUUGAUUUGAGAGGUUGCCCAGACUUGAACAAACUGAUGUAAAACAGAUGUCAUUAACUUGACAUAUUGUCCUUGGAGAUUCAUUGGAUUCUUAAUGAAUAUUUUGGGAGUCUCAAUUUCAAUGAGUCACUUGAAUUAUUCUUUUUAAUUAAGGACUGUAAGUGAAGAGCUAUUUGAUGCCUUUGCCAAAUCUUUCAUGAGUUUACAUAUAGACAGGAUUGAGAGAAGGGCAAUUGUUGAACCUCUGGGAGAGAGCAGGUGGCCUUACCCCACGCCAAUGAAAUGGUAAUAUGAGUAAAGGAUGUUUGCUCACAUCCAGGCAUAGGUAUGUUCUUUGAAUCAUUGCUCUUCACAAAUGUUUAAGAAUGUAGAAGUCUGUUUCUAAGUGGCCAUGAGAGCUUCCUUAAUAGACAGAACUCUGCUACAUAUUAGUGGAGGGUUUUCCAUAAUAUUUCACAGAUGUACCUCUUUAUGGGUUCAGAUGAGCUCAGGGAGGUUAUGAAUAGCAGAUGCUGAUGAUAAUUGGAACUUAAUCUUCUGGAAGCUGCUGUCGAUGGGUGAGGUCUCUGGGAACUACUGUCUUCCAAGAACUGUCUCCAUGGGCUGCUGUUGAGAACCAUUAGCUAGAAGUACUGAUGGGAAAUGCCAUUAAAGUAUUAUUUUAAAGAAAAAAAUGGGGAAAAUAAAACAAUUAUUCAGACUUGCCCCUGAAGAACAUUUAGACCAAUGAUAUAUUCCAGAUUCUACUCUUAGAUGAACCAUAUAUUCUAAAUUAAGUCAGUCUAUGGGACUAAAAAGAUAGUGUAGCUUGCUCGCAGUAAUUGCACAGAGAUUUCACCAUAUAAUAUCACAGGAGAACAGUCAAUCUGCCAGCCUUCACAAGGGUUGCUAGACAAAUACAUCAAAGUGAGUGGUAAGGAUGAAAAGAGCAAUAAGAAAGAUUUCUUGUCCUCAUUAUCUACAUUUUAGAUGUAGUUCAGUGGAAAAUGAUUGAAAGAGACCCACAGACCAAGAAGGGUGAAAAGAAUAGAACUCACAUGAAUUAUCAGUCGGUCAAUGGAAGGUUCAGCCAAGAGGAGGAGCUUGACCUCAUUUUGCAGGAUUUAUUUGACAAAAGAGAAGAGCAUUCCCGGCAGGAGUAAAUAGAAAAGUGGAGUGGGCUGAAUGUACAGAGGGGUAUCAUUGAGAUCCACAGACCAUAAGAAUGAAAAGUUGAACAUGAGUUUUAGCAUAAAGACUCUCAGAAUUUCACUUUGUGUUUAGUCAAGUCAAAGAACCUGAAUCAUUGAGAUCCUAGGGGUUGAUAGUGUUUCCUCAUUCUCAUACCUGACUUCUUGGCCCAAAUAAUCUUCCUAAAACAAUUCUAAUAACCUUUCUAAGGUACUGAACACUUUCAUCUUUUUCAAAUGCUUUCAAUGAUGUUCUAUUAUUAAUAUUGUACAAAGUAAAUAUAAAACUCAAUAUUCGUUAGGAUAUUUUUUAAAAGACUAC
Diceros bicornis minor is the source of this 3833-nucleotide messenger RNA. RefSeq names its product olfactory receptor 5AN1-like. The record is from RefSeq and is a predicted model, not a curated record. Gene Ontology annotation, cellular component: membrane. Bases 141 to 1079 code for a protein of 312 amino acids. Gene Ontology annotation, molecular function: G protein-coupled receptor activity; olfactory receptor activity; odorant binding. The transcript has 3 exons. Lineage: Eukaryota; Metazoa; Chordata; Mammalia; Perissodactyla; Rhinocerotidae. Gene Ontology annotation, biological process: G protein-coupled receptor signaling pathway.